Messenger RNA from Lentinula edodes (shiitake mushroom), 786 nucleotides. RefSeq lists its product as uncharacterized. The record is from RefSeq and is a predicted model, not a curated record. Lineage: Eukaryota; Fungi; Basidiomycota; Agaricomycetes; Agaricales; Omphalotaceae. The coding region runs from base 1 to 786 and encodes 261 amino acids. The transcript has 3 exons.
AUGCCUCCUGCCAAAAUUUACGGUUACCUGGCUUUCGGGCGAUUCCAACGACCGCCACAGGCUGGGUAUGAGAACGAAUUCAGUUUGCAUUUUCUCGGAGUGUCUACAAAGGUCUACAAUGUACGACGGUUUACUUCUAUUGAGCUGCACCAGAGCCAUCUGCAUCCAAGGCCAUCAGAGGCCACUGCAAAGCAUAGAAGAAGAUGCUUACUUGUCGCCACUGCUCUCAUCAACAUCAAUGCGGCUGCCGGUCCGUUGCCAUUGGUGUCUCCAAGUUAUGCACCUGCGCGGCUGGAGAUGCGCGGCGGAGAACCUUACACCAAUCAAGUUGUCCGAGUAGGGUUCCAAGACACACAAGGACACUGGCGAGAUACAUAUUCGAAUGGCGACGCUAUUGUUCUUUUCGUUGGGGAAUACGAUACGUUUGCGGUUGCUCAAAGCUGUCCGAAGAACAUGGCACUAUUGUUGUUGCAUCCACCUCCUAUGACAUUCAGAGAUGUUAGAGCUCCAGCGGCAGCGGAAGUGCGGCGGAUGACUGAAUUGCGCAUAUCAGUCACUUUCGAAGGUUAUAAGGAGAAAAAAGCCGUUCUCCACACCUUGCGAGACAUAAACAAACUGGAGCGUACAACCUCCCUCAAAUUCUCAAACGACUUGGAGUAUUUCGAAAUUAUUCUUGAACGUCUUCACUCCUUGGAGAGAGAGGGUCUUGAUGUGUUCGAAGUGACGGGUGAUGGGAAGGGAUGGGAAGAUGUGAGAAGAACAGUAGCAAGCGCGAGGGGAUACUGA